This is a messenger RNA of Ambispora gerdemannii, 696 nucleotides long. NCBI's taxonomy places the organism in Eukaryota, Fungi, Glomeromycota, Glomeromycetes, Archaeosporales, Ambisporaceae. The record is from the annotation of a GenBank genome assembly.
AUGCAACAAUCAAACGCACAUCGUCUACAAGUAGUUCUUCCCGGAGACGCGUUACCGGUCUAUGAGCAUAAACUAAAACUAGGUCCUGGUCUCAUCCAAGACGAAGACCAAAUAAUAGCAGUGAAAGGUGGUGUAUUAAAGCAUCAACCUGCAGGCAAUAAAUACUGGGUUGAGAGUAAUCAACGAAGGUAUGUCGCAGCUACUGGUGACCCCAUCAUUGGUGUGAUAACACAAAAAGGCGGUGAAUUUUUUCGUGUAGAUAUUGGUGCAGCACAUUCCGCUGUUUUGUCUUACUAUGCUUUUGAGAAUGCGACGAAAAGAUAUCGACCGAAUCAUGAUGUAGGUACAUUAAUAUACGCUCGUAUCUCACAAGCUAAUAAAGAUAUGGAACCUGAAUUGGAAUGCGUGAAUCCUGCAACUGGAAGAGCAGAUGGGUAUGGAGAAUUGAAAGGCGGUCAAGUGGCUAAAUGCUCUUUAGGAUUAGCGCGAAGACUACUCGAAACCGAAACCCCAAUUCUAAAAGACUUAGGCGACCAUAUCCCAUUCGAAACCGCGAUUGGUCUGAAUGGUCGCAUUUGGAUCAACGCUGAUACUACCAAAAAUACCAUCGUAGUUAUAAAUGCUAUCAAGGACUCUGAGAAGUAUCCGGAGUCACAGUCUCGGCAGGUGGUUUCGAAUCAUUUAAGUAAAUGGUAG